Messenger RNA from Crotalus tigris (Tiger rattlesnake), 1473 nucleotides. Its product is annotated as cytochrome b5. NCBI's taxonomy places the organism in Eukaryota, Metazoa, Chordata, Lepidosauria, Squamata, Viperidae. The record is from RefSeq and is a predicted model, not a curated record. The coding region runs from base 152 to 574 and encodes 140 amino acids. Gene Ontology annotation, molecular function: heme binding. The transcript has 5 exons. Gene Ontology annotation, cellular component: mitochondrial outer membrane; intracellular membrane-bounded organelle.
AAAGACUAUCUGCGCUUGCGUGAGGUGAGAGGCUCAUAGGUCACUGCGCAGUUCAGUUCCGCCGGUCUGCUUGCUGCUGCUCCUCCUGGACUUCGCGUGGAAGUCUGAAUCUGCAUUGCAAAAGGCGAAAAGGGGACCGAACGAAGCGGCGAUGACGAAGUCCAGCGGCGACAAAUCCGAGAAAGAACCGUGGCGGGGUUGCUAUUACAAGUUCGAGGAAAUCCAGAAGCAUAAUCAUAGCCAGAGUACUUGGAUUAUUAUAAACCGUCGUAUAUACGAUGUCACAAAGUUUUUAGAAGAACACCCUGGUGGUGAAGAAGUCCUAAGGGAACAAGCAGGCGGAGAUGCAACAGAAAGUUUUGAAGAUGUUGGACAUUCUACAGAUGCCAGGACAUUGUCAGAAACGUUUAUUAUAGGGGAGCUUCAUCCAGAUGAUUGGGAAAAAGUUGAAAAACCAACGGGCCCUUAUAUUACCACUGUUAACUCUAAUGCCAGUUCAUGGACCAACUGGGUGAUUCCAGCAAUAGCAGCUAUCAUUGUGGCUUUAAUGUAUCACUUCUACAUGUCUGAGUAAACCCAGUAUUAAGAAGUAAUAAUGGAACACUCUGUUUUGGGCAAGGAAAUGAAAUAUAUACCUAGGGGUGGCACAUCAGGACAGCAUCUUAAAACCAACUUUAAGGAAGUGCAUUUCUCUUUUUAUCAGAAAUUCAGAAUUAAAUUGUUUUAAUGGCGUCCUACAUAAUGUUGCCUUUUCUAUUUUGUUUUCAAAUAGUAAUUUUUAAAAAUUUCUUCAUGUCUAUCAUUUAAUCAUAUGCUGCUACAGUGCUGCUCUUAAAAUUAAGUACACUCAUAUAGUCUCCAGUUUCUUAGUAUUUAAAAUUUGUCUGAUUCUUUUUAAUGAAUUCUUUAGGCUUCUUUUACAAAAAAAUAAGUAGAUGGAAGUUUGUGUCUGUGAAAAUGUUUCCAUCUUUGCCAUUGGCUAAAUUUUGAUAUAUUUACUUCAUUGUAUAGCUGUAUCAUUUUUAAAGAGUUUUCAGUAUGAAAAUGAUAAACACUUAAAAUAAUUUCAUUUUUGUUAAUAAGGAUAUGGCUAUGGAUCCAAAUAUUUCAUUGUGCAAAAUAAAAUACUAAUUAUCCUUAAAUGAUUUGAGAUAGGGAGGAUCCAUAAUAGGCACAAAAUUUUCAGUGGCCUUCAUUGUUUUAUAAGAUCUAUUGAAGUUCCCAAGAAAAAAAGGAAAAUAAUAAUAACAGAUAGAGGCUAACAUAGGGAACAAUAAUAGAGAGCAAAUCUAGAUUUAAAUAACUUCAUCUUAAAAUGCUUAUAUGUUGUGCUGUAUGGUUCUUGGCUGUAUUAUGGAUCAUUGAUUUAUUAAAUUGUUGUACAGGUAUAAAACAGCAGGAUACUGUCCCUUCAAAUAUUUGUGCAAGAAAUAAAACAUUUUCUUGUGUCUGUAGACAAAGAAAAAAAAAGUA